GCCAAGCAGCUGGGGCAGGGCGAGGAGCGAGCGGCGACGGGAAGAGACCGGAUCGGUCCCAGCGCUGGGCAAGCGACGCCGGGGGUCUGCAAGAGUCAGCUGCGAAGAUGGCACAGUGGAACCAAUUGCAGCAGCUGGACACCCGGUAUUUGGAGCAGCUCCACCAGCUCUACAGUGACAGCUUUCCGAUGGAGCUGCGGCAAUUCCUUGCACCCUGGAUAGAGAGCCAGGACUGGGCCUAUGCCGCCAGCAAGGAGUCCCACGCCACCUUGGUUUUCCACAACCUCCUGGGUGAAAUUGACCAGCAGUACAGCCGCUUCCUACAGGAAUCCAACGUUCUCUACCAGCACAACCUGCGGCGGAUCAAGCAGUUCCUGCAGAGCAGGUACCUGGAGAAGCCGAUGGAGAUUGCCCGGAUUGUGGCCCGUUGCCUCUGGGAGGAGAAUCGGCUGCUGCAGACGGCAGCGACAGCGGCACAGCAAGGAGGGCAGGCAAACCAUCCUACAGCUUCCGUUGUAACAGAAAAGCAACAGAUGCUAGAGCAACACUUGCAAGAUGUGAGAAAGAGGGUGCAGGACCUGGAGCAAAAGAUGAAAGUGGUGGAAAACCUCCAGGAUGACUUUGACUUCAACUACAAGACUUUGAAGAGUCAAGGCGACAUACAGGAUAUGAAUGGGAACAACCAGGCGGUGACGCGGCAGAAGAUGCAGCAGCUGGAGCAAAUGCUCUCGGCGCUAGAUCAGAUGCGGAGGGGGAUUGUAAGUGAGCUGGCCGGGCUCCUUUCGGCCAUGGAGUACGUGCAGAAGACGCUGGUUGACGAGGAGUUGGCUGACUGGAAGAGGAGGCAGCAGAUCGCGUGCAUCGGUGGCCCACCCAACAUCUGUCUCGACCGCCUAGAGAACUGGAUAACGUCCCUGGCCGAGUCGCAGCUUCAGACACGUCAGCAGAUCAAGAAACUUGAGGAGCUCCAGCAGAAGGUCUCCUACAAGGGCGACCCCAUCGUUCAGCACCGGCCCUUGCUGGAGGAGCGCAUCGUGGAGUUAUUCAGGAACCUCAUGAAGAGUGCAUUUGUGGUGGAGCGGCAGCCCUGUAUGCCAAUGCACCCAGAUCGUCCACUGGUGAUCAAAACUGGGGUUCAGUUCACAACAAAAGUCCGGUUACUGGUUAAGUUUCCUGAGCUGAACUACCAGCUGAAAAUCAAAGUCUGCAUUGAUAAGGAUUCUGGUGAGGUGGCUGCCCUCCGGGGGUCUCGGAAAUUUAAUAUCCUCGGCACAAACACCAAGGUGAUGAACAUGGAGGAAUCCAACAACGGUAGUCUCUCUGCAGAGUUCAAGCAUUUGACACUGCGGGAACAGAGAUGUGGUAAUGGUGGAAGAGCAAAUUGUGAUGCCUCUCUCAUUGUCACAGAAGAGCUCCAUCUCAUCACCUUUGAGACAGAGGUUUACCACCAAGGUCUGAAGAUUGACUUAGAGACCCACUCGCUUCCUGUUGUGGUGAUCUCCAACAUUUGUCAGAUGCCCAAUGCCUGGGCGUCUAUCUUGUGGUACAACAUGCUGACAAACAACCCCAAGAACGUGAACUUCUUCACCAAGCCGCCCAUCGGCACCUGGGACCAGGUGGCCGAGGUGCUCAGCUGGCAGUUCUCUUCGACCACCAAACGGGGGCUCAGCAUAGAGCAGUUGACGACACUCGCUGAGAAACUCCUGGGGCCAGGCGUUAAUUACUCUGGAUGUCAGAUAACCUGGGCAAAGUUCUGCAAGGAGAAUAUGGCCGGCAAAGGGUUCUCUUUCUGGGUUUGGCUGGACAACAUCAUCGACCUGGUGAAGAAGUACAUCUUGGCACUCUGGAAUGAAGGGUAUAUCAUGGGAUUCAUCAGCAAAGAACGGGAGAGAGCAAUCCUGAGCACAAAGCCACCGGGCACUUUCCUGUUGCGUUUCAGUGAGAGCAGCAAGGAGGGUGGAAUCACCUUCACGUGGGUAGAAAAGGACAUCAGUGGGAAGACCCAAAUCCAGUCAGUGGAGCCAUACACCAAGCAGCAGCUGAACAGCAUGUCCUUUGCUGAGAUUAUUAUGGGCUACAAGAUCAUGGAUGCCACCAACAUCCUGGUCUCCCCGCUUGUCUACUUAUACCCUGAUAUUCCCAAGGAGGAGGCCUUUGGAAAAUACUGCCGUCCUGAGAGCCAGGAACACCCCGAAGUUACUGACCCAGGUAGUGCCGCUCCAUAUCUGAAGACCAAGUUCAUCUGCGUGACCCCAACAACUUGCAGUAGCACCAUUGAACUGCCCAUGUCUCCCCGCACACUCGAGUCCCUGAUCCAUUUUGGCAGUAAUGGUGAGGGAGCCGAGGGAAAUGCCAGCGGCCAGUUCGAGUCCUUGCAAGUCUUUGACAUGGAGAUGACUGCCGAUUGCGCCAACUCACCCAUGUGACCGGCCCCUCCUAAGCUGAUGACCCGUUCUGGCUUCCUGGCUGGAAACAUGCCCUCCUCUCGCAUCACCGUGGAGCCCGAAUAAGCAGGCUCCGCCUUCAGCAGGAGACAUUUGAUUGUGGGCCCUGCUCCACUAGUCACGUUGAGUACACCAUCGCAGGCAGGUCCUUGCCUGAGCUUGCACGGCUGGAGGAAAAGCCCUACUUAAUUUUAGCUUUCAUUUUUUUCAAAGAUAUUUUUUUCCUUGUGUAUAAAAAUUAUUUGUUUAAGGGGCGUCUUCGUUUUUUGCUGGAUCAAGUGCCUCUUCACGUCUACUUCCCAACAGUAUUUCUUGGCCUCCUGUGCGUGUUUGCUGCAUGGCAUAAAAUGCUGCUUCUCCAGCUAGUGCUAACAUCCGAGUGCUUACCCAGUAACAAAAUGAUUUGAUUAUUCUCAAUGGGCAGGCAGGAUUCUAUCCUACCAGCUGUGGGUCAACACGGGGAGGAGGAAGAAUACGUUCGUGGGAUGGGGUUACUCCUUAGAGAUUUUUGUUUCUUUUCCAAAGCAAAGAUCUGCUUUCUCAGCCCCAGCUGUGCUUUUACAACUUCCCAAAUGGCGUGAAGAUGAACGAAAACUUAGUACAAUAUCAAGUGACCGUGUGUUCCCAGGGCUAGAGAAAUGAGCACCUUGGAAUUUCAUGCUGGUCGGCACCUAGGAUUUUGAAAUGGAUCUUUCCACCCCUGAGUAAUUCCAACUUCACGGAGAGUUGGGAGAAUGAGAUUGCCAGGGCUGCAAAACAAAUCCAUGGCAGAUGUGGGAUUUGAACCCAGAUCAUCAGCUGUGAAAGCCCUGUUCUCCCUCAUGCAGGGCUCCAGGUCACAGUGGAACUCUUGACUCUCCGCUGUGGAGGCCUUGGGCCCCAGAUCAGGCAACAAAGCUGAGUUCAGAGCUCAAGAGUUGGGCUCCCUACUUCAGAUCUGUUGCCAGCAUUUAAAUGCAGUUAUCUUUUUAUUAUUGUUGUUAUUAUUAUUAUUUAUUGCACUUUUAUCCUGCUCUUCCUCGAAGGAGCCAAGGGCAGCAUUCAUGUUUUUUCCCCUCUCCUCCCUUCCCCAUUUUAUCCCCAUAAAACCUUUUAAGCUUCAUGGCUGAAUGUGGAUUUGGACCCAGGACUGCCCGGUAGAAGUCCAGCCAUGACACCCCACCUUCACUGUAUGUUAGGAGCGAACGGCAAGUACUUAAAACUGUAAAAAAAAAAAAAAAAAAGAUUGCUGUGGGGAUGCUGGGAUUUGUAGUCCCAACACAUCUGGAAAACAACUGGUUGGGAAACACGCCUAUUUCCUCCAUGUAAAAGGUUUGUAUUUUCUCGGCUAUAGUGAAAACCUUUUCUGCCCAGUUGUUCCAUCAGCAUUCGUGGCCCUCUUUGUGUGCCUUCCCCCCUCGCCCCCGAUUCCUGGCUUUUGUGACCCAGCCCCAACUGUAGCCAUUGCUACUCUGCAGCUGUUUGGCUGGGGUAUUGAUAUUACUCUGGUGUAGGAAAAUGAGAUGCUGAUUAUUGUAAGUCUCGAGUGUUGGGGCUUAAGGGAAUUGCCCAAUGGCAACAGGAGAGGGUGAUAAAAUGAACCGUUGGCCCCCCACUCUGACAGUAUUAUUAUUAUUGUAAUUAUUUUUAGAGGUAUUAGCUAGACAGGAGGCAGAAGAGUACAUAGCCAAAGCUGUAAAUGCCUCGUUUUCUUUUCUCCUACAGUAGGGGUGAGGAAACGGUGGCCCUCCAGAUGUUGGUGGACUUCAACUCCUAUCAGCCCCAGUCAGCAUGGCCAAUGGUCAGGGAUGAUCUCCACACAUUCCCCUUCCCUACCACACGGCCACAGUCUUUGCUGUUAGGGAAAGAACGGUCCCCUUCAGCAAUGCCAAACUAGUCCCCAACUAGUGCGCAACUGCUCUAGUUGCUUUUAACCAAAUAGCUGCUUUGCGCCAAAUUCUUCUUUGUACCAAGCUGCUUCCCUCCCAUCUUCCCCCAUACUACCCAAAACUUCCUUUUUCACUGUAGCUAAUUGCUCUCUCAAGAGCAUAAUGAUUUUAAUUAUUAUUAUUAUUUUGAUAUAUUUUAUUGCUGUACCUACAGGCUUCAGCUUUCUCUUAAAUAAAUUCUAACACCAUA
Messenger RNA from Elgaria multicarinata webbii, 4562 nucleotides. It is a transcript of the gene STAT3, whose product is annotated as signal transducer and activator of transcription 3. The coding region runs from base 108 to 2426 and encodes 772 amino acids. The transcript is spliced from 24 exons. Gene Ontology annotation, molecular function: DNA-binding transcription factor activity, RNA polymerase II-specific; RNA polymerase II cis-regulatory region sequence-specific DNA binding. NCBI's taxonomy places the organism in Eukaryota, Metazoa, Chordata, Lepidosauria, Squamata, Anguidae. The record is from RefSeq and is a predicted model, not a curated record. Gene Ontology annotation, biological process: regulation of transcription by RNA polymerase II; regulation of cell population proliferation; leptin-mediated signaling pathway.